Messenger RNA from Carya illinoinensis, 2892 nucleotides. Its product is annotated as protein IQ-DOMAIN 32. Lineage: Eukaryota; Viridiplantae; Streptophyta; Magnoliopsida; Fagales; Juglandaceae. The transcript is spliced from 6 exons. The coding region runs from base 180 to 2573 and encodes 797 amino acids. Gene Ontology annotation, molecular function: protein binding. The record is from RefSeq and is a predicted model, not a curated record.
GACUUAGCUAGAUUUAAGGAGUGUGUUGAGGUCCGUGCUCUUAAGCAACUACAUCGUUUUUGAUAUGUUUCGGUUUCCCAACAUCGCACCAAACCAAUAUAGACUGGGCGGUGUUGUGUCCGAUAGAGUGCUCCUAGUUGGCUUCGCUGAGAGACGUUCAGUACUAGGAGGCAAAAAAAAUGGCGAAAUCUAUCUCAUGCUUCAAGAUAAUCACCUGCGGUAGCGAUUCAGCGGACAAAGAUGAUCUCGAGGUCUCUGAGAGCAAGGGUUCAGGUGACAAACGUGGCUGGAGUUUCCGGAAAAGGUCUGCCCGGCAUCGAGUGCUUAGCAACACUGUUAUCUCAGAAACUCCCUCUUCUGGAAAUAAGGAAAACCCAGAAUCUGCUACUCUUAAUCAUCCCCUGCCAGCCAACUCUACCGUUCCUGAGAAAGUUUCAGUGAUACAAUCAACAGGUGAAAAACCCCAGUUAUCAACUUCGGUGAACCCAAAAGUAAUUGAGACCAUAGUUGCCGCGGAAAAUGAAAGUACGCCUGAUGUCAACCUGGAGGAGUCUGUUGUUAUUGUCAUCCAAACUGCUAUCAGAGGGUUUAUGGGUCUGAGAAUGCUGUUAAAGCUUAAGAACGUUGUUAAAUUGCAAGCUGCUGUUCGUGGGCACUUGGUACGGAAUCAUGCUGUGGGAACCCUACGUUGUGUUCAAGCCAUUGCCAAAAUGCAAGCUCUUGUUCGUGCCCGACGUACUCGCCUGUCUCUAGAAGUAUCAUGUCCAGAAAAGAAGUUAGAUGAUAAGCACGAGGAGGGUAACAAUAGUACAAAUACCCAGGUGAAUGAAGGUGUAGUAACUAAAUCAACUAUAACGUACACUUCCAUUGACAAGCUGCUAAGUAAUAGAUUUGCUCGUCAGCUGUUGGAAUCAACACCAAAGACCAAACCUAUCCAUGUCAAGUGUGAUUCUUCUAAGCCUGAUUCUGCUUGGAAUUGGUUGGAGAGGUGGAUGUCUGUUACUUCACUAAAUAUUGUGGAGUCAAAAAAAGCAGAGUUAAUAACAGAUCAAGAGAAAAAAGAAAAGGACGAGGAUGUUGUGUCACUGGUGGAAACUAAAGUUCCAUCUGAAGAGUUUAUGGAGUCACAAGAUGUGAGUUCCAGCAAUAAGGAAACACUAGAGAGGUCUGAAAGCGAAGACAAUCUGAUUACUUAUGAUCCCAGCAACUUUGAAUUUCAGGCAUGCCAUCCCACCUCAUCUUUGCAAAAUGAUGUUUUGGAGCAGCAUCAGUCUGAUGUGAAUGAAACCCCAUUGGUGAUAACUUCUACUCCAAAUCAAAGUACUCAAGCAGAUUCAACUUCUCAGGCGGACUUCAAUUCUCUUUCUGUAAAGCCUGAAGCCGAAACUGAAGAACCCAAACGUUCUAUGAAAAGGCUUGCCUCUGAACAGCUUGAGACUGAAGCAAAGAAAUUUGUAUUUGGAUCAAGAAAAGUGAGCAAUCCUGCAUUUAUUGCUGCCCAGUCAAAAUUUGAAGAGCUGAUUUCAACGCCCAAUUCAGAUAAACCAAUGAGUCUAGCCUACGAAGAUGCUGGAGUUGAAUCACAUACAGACACGAUUUUGUCUGGAACGGAUACUGUUAUCAGGACAAAGGAGCUGAUUACGGCAGAAACUUCAGCUCCCCAUAGUUCAAGGGCUCAAGUUGGUGGCUCUGAAUGUGGCACUGAACUCUCGAUUACCUCUACCCUUGAUUCACCUGAUAGGUCUGAAGUUGGAGCCGCAGAAUGUGGGCAUGAAGCCAAAGUUUUAGAGGAAGGAAUAUGCAAUCCUAAUAGCACAGAGAAUGCUGAUGUUGAACCCAAGGAUGCAUCUGUCAUCUCACCAUCCGAUUUAUCGCCCUUUGUCUCAGAUCAACCAGAGAAACCUGGUGAUGCAAAUGGCGAGUCCAUUAAUCUAGAGAUAGCUGCGAACUCCUCACAGAUAAAGCCACAGCUGGAGGAGAAUGCAUCUGAUAUGAAGAGACAGCUGGACUCUGAGAUAGGCCAUCAAUUGUACCGGUCAUCCCCAGAAGCUUCUCCCAGAAGUCACAUAACCGUUCCAGAAUCUCAUGGGACACCUUCUAGUCAGGUGUCUGUGAGAGCUAAAAAGAACAAAACUGAUAAGAGUGGAUCCAACCUUAAGCGUAAAUCACUUUCAGGAGGCAAGAAUUCUCCAUCCAAUCCAAAUCCUGAUUCUGGCUCAAGGAGUAGUAUGGAACAACUGCCUAAAGAUCAGAAAAAUGGGAAGAGGCGCAAUUCCUUUGGUUCACCCAGGCCUGAUCAUAUUGAACAAGAACCAAGAGAUAGUAGUACUAAUAAUUCCCUUCCCCAUUUCAUGCAAGCAACGGAAUCGGCAAGAGCCAAGCUGCAAGCUAACAAGUCUCCAAUAUCAAGUCCAGAUGUGCAAGAUAGAGACAUUUACAUCAAGAAGAGACAUUCCUUACCUGGUGCAAAUGGGAGGCAGGGGUCUCCACGUAUUCAACGGUCAAUGUCUCAAGCCCAACAGGGUGCAAAGGGAAAUGGUACUUAUCAUCACGAAAGAAAAUGGCAGAGAUGAAGGGACACAUUGAAGUGAUUGUACAUCCCAAUGAAAAUUAUGGUACAUCACCUGUUCUAGAUGGGCGAUUUCGAGUCAAUUGAUGAUCUACUUGAAGGAUAGCAUCUUAGUUUUGAAUUCUGGAGUUUUUUUCCAUCUGUGAUUUUACCUUAGUUUAUCCAUCGUGGCUUUCAGGGUGGUUUUGGGAAGUUAUAUAUAUAUAAAGCCGAGUGAUGUUUGCAUGUACAUUACUGUUACCACGACCAUAUUUUUUCCCCUAUUUUUAUUUGCUGUAAUGUCGUUCCUCAGUAAUAAGAUAGUUAAAGAGUAUUUGGUGUGA